Messenger RNA from Pristis pectinata (smalltooth sawfish), 5425 nucleotides. It is a transcript of the gene fmnl2a, whose product is annotated as formin-like 2a. The record is from RefSeq and is a predicted model, not a curated record. Gene Ontology annotation, cellular component: cytosol. Gene Ontology annotation, biological process: cortical actin cytoskeleton organization; cell migration; regulation of cell shape. Gene Ontology annotation, molecular function: actin filament binding; small GTPase binding. NCBI's taxonomy places the organism in Eukaryota, Metazoa, Chordata, Chondrichthyes, Rhinopristiformes, Pristidae.
ACGCUGUUCGGGUGACUGGCUGGCUGUGUGUCUGGGAUCAAAGCGCUUAUUGUGUCCACGGAGCAGCAGGAUUAGCAAACUGCACCGCUAAACCUGAAUCAUGCAUUGCACACACGGGGAGUGGUGCCUAGAUUGUGCAAGUAGCAGCUAGAGUGCACGGUUCACUCCGUCCGCCCAGCAGCAGCGACAGCCGCCGCCGUCAGCCAGGCGAUUCGGGAGAGGCGCCGAGGGGAGAAUGAAGGCGUGGAGAGGCUGACGGCGCUUCCCACUGCAGCCGCUGCUGGGAUGGUCGGCGGAGUCCGGCAGCUUUGCACACGUUGUCGGCUUCGUGUUGGCCGCUGAGGGGCCGGGAGAAAGUGACCAGAGAGUGUGGCCGCUUGCAGCCGAGAGGGGAGGGGGUGUGGGGGAAGAUUGCAGGAAGAUUUUUUUUUCCUUUCCCUCCCCUCUCCUCGUCGUUUUAAUUGUGUGCUCGAGGACUGAGGGAAGGUGGGUGUCGGCACCGAGCAGGGGGCACGACCAUGGGGAACGCCGGCAGCAUGGAUUCGCAGCACACCGACCUGCGGGCUCACAGCGUGCCCCUGAAGGUGCCCAUGCCCGAGCCGGGCGAGCUGGAGGAGCGCUUCGUCGUGGUCCUGAAUUCUAUGAACCUUCCUCCUGAUAAAGCCAGAUUGCUGAGACAGUAUGACAGUGAGAAGAAAUGGGAGCUCAUCUGUGACCAGGAAAGAUUUCAAGUGAAAAAUCCUCCACACACAUAUAUUCUGAAAUUGAAAGGUUAUCUUGAUCCAGCUGUGACCAGAAAGAAGUUCAGAAGACGAGUGCAAGAAUCAACUCAAGUACUGCGAGAACUGGAGAUUUCCCUUAGAACAAACUAUAUUGGUUGGGUGAGAGAAUUUUUGAACGAAGAGAACCAAGGUCUAGACAUACUGGUGGAGUACCUUUCAUUUGCACAGUGCGCGGUUACAUUUGAUUAUGAAAGUGUAGAAAAUAAUGUGGAGAAUGCAGUGGACAAAAGCAAGCCUUGGAGCCGUUCCAUUGAGGAUUUGCAUCGGGGCAGUAAUCUGCCAUCGCCCGUUGGCAAUAGCUUGGCCCGGUCUUCCAGGCAUUCAACUUUACGGUUUAAUACUUUGCCAAGCAGAAGGACGCUGAAGAAUUCUAGAUUAGUGAGCAAAAAGGAUGACGUACAUGUUUGUAUCAUGUGCUUGCGUGCAAUUAUGAACUACCAGUAUGGCUUUAAUAUGGUCAUGUCACACCCACAUGCUGUUAAUGAAAUUGCACUGAGUCUGAACAACAAGAAUCCCAGAACAAAGGCGCUGGUCUUGGAAUUAUUGGCAGCCGUUUGUCUUGUCAGAGGAGGACAUGAAAUAAUCUUAUUAGCAUUUGAUAAUUUCAAGGAGGUCUGUGGUGAAAAGUAUCGAUGAAAGUUAAUGGAACAUUUCCGAAAUGAAGAUAACAACAUUGACUUCAUGGUGAGUGGCCUGGUAUGCAGUUUAUUAAACAUUGUGGUCCACUCAGUAGAAGAUAUGAAUUUCCGAGUACAUCUCCAACAUGAAUUCACCAAACUAGGACUGGAUGAAUACCUGGAUGUGAAGCUGAAAAAUACAGAGAGUGACAAACUUCAGGUGCAGAUUCAGGCCUACCUGGACAACGUGUUUGGUGGUGCAUUACUGGAAGAUGCUGAGACCAAGAAUGCUGCCUUGGAGAGGGUUGAAGAACUGGAAGAAAACAUUUCUCAGUUGUCAGAAAAGUUGCAAGAUACUGAAAAUGAAGCAAUGGAAAAAAUUGUGGAACUGGAAAAGCAGCUAAUGCAAAGAAAUAAAGAACUGGAAGUCAUAAGGGAGGUUUACAAGGACACCAACACUCAAGUUCACACGCUGCGGAGAAUGAUCAAAGAGAAGGAAGAGACCAUUCAAAGACACAACCACUUGGAGAAAAAAAUUCAUGAACUAGAGAAGCAGGGGUCCAUCAAAGUUCAGAAGAAAGGAGAUGGUGACAUUGCCAUUCUGCCAGUUUUGCCCAAUGCAUCACAGUCCCCAGGUGCAGAGCAUGUACCAAGCAUUUAUACAGGGCCACCACUUGAAGCAUCAGAUAUGUCGAUGCCACCACUUCCCGGACCUUCUCCAUGCCCCUCUGGUGCAGCAGUCCCAAAUGGACCAGUGUUGGCCCCAUCUUCGCAACAGCUUCCCCCGCCGCCGCCUCCUCCGCCGCCGCCUUCGGCUGCAGAAGCUCCGCCUGUUCCACCUCCUCCUCCUCCACCACCACCACCACCACCCGCUGCACCUCCUUUGCCUGGAACAGCCCCAACUCUCAUUUUUAACUCUGGCUUAGCAGCUGUAAAGAUCAAGAAACCUAUCAAAACAAAGUUCCGCAUGCCAGUCUUCAACUGGGUGGCAUUAAAGCCCAAUCAGAUUAAUGGCACUGUCUUCAAUGAUAUUGAUGAUGAGAGAAUCCUAGAGGAACUGAAUGUCGAUGAGUUUGAAGAAAUAUUUAAAACGAAAGCCCAGGGGCCAGCUAUGGAUGUUGUUUCAAGUAGACAAAAGGUGAUCCAAAAGGGAUCUAAAGUGACUUUACUGGAACCCAACAGAGCUAAGAAUCUUGCCAUCACCUUACGAAAGGCAGGGAAAACCACAGAAGAGAUAUGCAGAGCUAUCCAAAUGUUUGAUCUAAAAACAUUACCUGUGGACUUUGUUGAGUGCCUGAUGAGGUUCUUGCCAACAGAAAAUGAGGUUAAGGUUCUGAGACAGUAUGAAAGAGAGAGGAAGCCUCUGGAGAAUCUAACAGAUGAAGACCGAUUCAUGGUACAAUUCAGUAAAGUUGAAAGACUGAUGCAAAGGAUGACCAUAAUGGCAUUUAUUGGAAACUUUACAGAGAGUGUUCAGAUGUUGACACCACAACUUCAUGCUGUAAUAGCUGCAUCUGUAUCAAUAAAGUCUUCUCAAAAACUGAAGAAAAUAUUGGAGAUAAUUUUAGCACUUGGUAACUACAUGAACAGCAGUAAGAGAGGAGCAGUGUAUGGAUUUAAACUGCAGAGUUUAGACCUGCUUUUAGAUACUAAGUCAACAGAUCGCAAACAAACAUUGUUACAUUACAUUGCAAAUGUUAUCAAAGAAAAAUACCCUGACGUAUCCCUCUUCUACAAUGAACUCCACUAUGUGGAGAAAGCAGCAGCAGUGUCUCUUGAAAAUGUCUUACUCGAUGUUAAAGAGCUACAAAGAGGAAUGGACCUCACAAAACGGGAGUACACAAUGCAUGAGCAUAAUGUUGUGCUAAAAGAAUUCCUUGGCGCGAAUGAAGGAAAACUGAAAAAACUGCAGGAUGAUGCCAGAAUAUCACAGGAUGCCUUUGAUGAGGUGGUUAAAUAUUUUGGAGAAAAUACAAAGACAACCCCUCCAUCAGUAUUCUUCCCUGUAAUUGUACGAUUUGUGAAGUCAUACCGGCAAGCAGACCAGGACAACGAGCUACGGAAGAAACAGGAAGAAGCACUGUUGAAUAAAAUCCUGGAGCAAGAAGCUUUGUUGGAGCAGCAGGAUGAAAAGUCCCCAUCGCAUAAAACUAAGAGGCAACAGCAGGAGUUAAUUGCAGAGCUGAGGAGGAAACAAGUCAGAGAGCACAGACAGGUCUAUGAAGGAAAAGAUGGCGCUAUUGAGGAUAUCAUUACAGAUCUUAGGAACCAACCGUACAGGCGUGCAGAUGCGGUGAGAAGGAGCGUGAGAAGACGUUUUGAUGAACAAAGUUUGCGCUCAGUGAAUAGUGCUGAACUGGCAUUGUGAUGGAGAAGGAAAGUGUUGAGAGUAUGAGUGUGUUUGAAUGUUACGAUGUCUGCGUGGUGUUUGUUUGUUACCACAUACCUGCUUGAGUGGCAUGCUGUUGGAAACUGGAAUUAGGACAAGAGGAAGAAUCACAGGCUAUCUGUGGGCUAGCAGAAUUUUUCAGCCCAAAUUAACAAGUGCCUCAACAUAAAAUUUCCUCUCAAGCUUAACAGCACGACGUUGCUAAAGUUGUUGAUAUAACAACUGGUAAGUUUUACAAUAUUCCAUUAAUUUUAACAAGGUUGUGAACUAAGGUUGUGAAUUCUAAACUGUUUUAAUUUUGACAUGAAAUAUAAUAUUGUUGAAACCAGGAAAAAUAGAUAUGCUUGUUUGGAGAUAAAGAAUAAUGCAUGUGGAAUAGCUUGCCAUAAGCUACCAUGGCAGUGAAAGUUAGAGUUCAUUUGAAGACUGCACGCUGUACUUGUGUUGCACAAUGUUUGUUUUAUUGGCUCUGUCCAAAACACUGAAAUGGUGUGGAAUUUGGUGAUUUAAAUAGAGAAGCAACUCUCUUCAUCACGGUUGAUCAAACUUGCCUGUGAUCAGCAGAUGCAAUACUUGUUUUCGAGCUGUGUCAAAAAUAAUGCAACAGUCAAUUCUAUGGCUGCUGUGUUAGGACAAAGGAAAAUGUUAUAUACGUACAGAGUGUGAAUGAUUGGGAAAAACUUGUAGAUAUCACUAAGCUAUUAACCCCUAACUAAACAGUAUUAAGCAUGAGGACCAAAAGUAGAAAUUUGUUACUGGAAAUAAAAUGGUGUAAAAUUGUAUAUUAACAAUUUUCAACAAUUGAAGUAGAAAAUGAAUUCAUGUACUUCUGAAAAUGUGCCAUCUGGCUUUAUUUUAAUCUCCUUGGUUGCAUUGCCUCGCCAUGUUGAUUGUAAAGUUUAUUGUAUAGUAUUUAACCACUGAACUCUUUCCUGUAUGCAUUUGGCUCAUGUGACCCACUUGUGACUGGCAUUAUUUUUUGUUUUGAACAGUGUAGUUAUAUUUAGAUAAUGCUAUUCUAAAUGUACAGAUAUUUUGCUAAGAAAUCAGUGCAUUUUUAUGGUUUUUUACAGUUCUUUGAUUCACUAUAGCCUCUGGGUAAUAUUGUACAUAUUGUUUAAAAAAUAUUGCGACAGCUGUCCUAUACAAUUUGAAUGUUAUUUUAACUUAUAGUUCUGUUUUUAUAUUUAACUAAAAUGACAGUGACCAAGUUUUGGCUAAUCAUUACCAGAUUAACUUCUGCUUACAAUUUCACUGUAAACUUAGUUUUAAAAUCACCUGCUUUAUAUCAGUUCUACAUGGUGUGUAUAUGCUGCAUAGAACAUGACAAGAUUGAGUCCUUUGUCCACGAACAAGUAAAUGAGUACAAUAUUUAAUUUUGGUAUCAGAGGUCAACUGACCAUAAAUUCUAAGGUAGUGCACAGCACCUAAAUUUUAAGCUGGAGAUUUGAUAAGAAAAAUUACCUUGUUCUGGAUCAGUGACUGGAAUGUUGACAUGUUCUGCUCACUUACUUUAAGUUUCCUGCUUGUUGGCAAAAUAGAAUUGUUUUAUAAAAAAAAUAGAAACAAGAUUUGUUAAUGGCAUUUGGUCAAAUAAACUUCUUUACACUACUACAUAAAAUAUGGUCAAUCGUCUA